GCUAUAAGAGAUGUGAGACAACCGAUAACAAAUACAGCUUCGAUGCUAAGAAAAUAUUUACUUUUUAUAUCAACUUGUGUGUUUAAUUAACGCCGGGGAUAUUGGGCCAUCCAACAAUGGUGUCAACUAGCAGAGAAUCGAGCCUCUGUGGAAGAUAAUAAUAGACGCCUCAAAAGAGGCUUCUGGCUUACCCCUGUGUGUGUGUCUGCGUGUGGCUCUCUGUUCUUGUUUCUGUAUUUGUGUUGUUUUUUUGCACAAAAAACCGGAAGACCAAAGGCCCCGCGAAACACGAACGCGGAUGCGGAUUCGGCUGCUGCUGUUGCUGUUGCGACUGCGGACUCGAAUACUUAUGCGUUUAUUAAUCGCAAAUCCAGAAUGCGUCUCCUGCAGAUAGUUUCGCUGUUGCUCUGCGUUGUCCUGGCUUCGGGAGCCAAUAUCCUGGCAGUCCUGCCCAGUGUCUGGAAAUCCCACUAUCUCUUUGGACGAAAACUGCUCCAGGAGCUGGUAGAGAGUCCCGGCAACCACUCGGUGACUCUCAUUAGUCCACAUGCUGCUCAGGAUGGCGUGGACUGGGAAAUCCCUCGGAUCAGGGAGCUGCGGAUCGAGGGGCUGAGGGAAAACUGGCUGGACAUGGGCAUGAGUUUCGAGGCGGAGGAGAUGCACGCGCAGAGUGUGAUGGAACGGUUCACCAGGCUAAUCUACGCCGGCACCACCAACGUGGACAUCCUUCUGUCCGAUUCCCAAGUGAGGAAGCUCCUCACCAGCGGCGAGAGAUUCGAUUUGCUCAUCGUGGACUUGUUCCUAAGUGAUGCUUUGUUAGGAUUGGCCUUUUAUUAUGGUAUUCCCACCGUUGCAAUCAGCCCCACCGACGCCAACUCCUGGCUCAAUAAUAUGUUUGGCAAUCCGCAAUCUUCGUCCCUGGAUCCCAGCAACUUUUUGCCCUUUACGGAGAAGAUGAAUACCAGGCAGAGGAUUGUAAACUCGCUGAUGAGUACCUUUGAACGGUUGACCUACAAUUUUUUCCACUUGAUUUCCCAGCAAUCAGUUUACACGAACCACUUUGAGCUACUCGUGAAGGAGCUACCGCUCUAUAGAGAUCUCACCAAGAACUUGAGCCUGGCCCUAAUCAAUUCCCAUCCAGGUCUGCACUAUUCGCGAGCUUAUUUGCCAAACAUGGUGGAGGUGGGCGGAUUGCAUUUGACCAAUGCCAAUGAACUCAUCUUGCCAAAGCACCUGGAAUCAUUCAUGAAAAGUUCACCGAGUGGGGUGAUCUACUUUAGUUUGGGUGCCGAUGUCCAGACAGCUCAGUUGCCGCUGGAGAAGCUCUCAGUUAUUGUGGAUGUUUUUGGGCAUCUCAAGGAGUUUCACUUUCUAUUGAAAUGGGAAACAGAGCAGUUUAUACCGGAUCUGCAGCUGCCGGAGAAUGUGCUUAUUGCGGAUUGGUUUCCGCAGCAGGCGGUUUUAGUCCAUCCACAGGUGAAGAUGUUCAUCAGCAGCUGUGGGCAGCUGAGUGUGUGGGAAUCAGUCGUGGGACGAAAGCCAAUACUUGCCAUUCCCCUUUUGGCCGAGCAGGAGGUGAUGGCCAAGAGACUGCAACACCAUGGAGUCUCGCUAACUGUGGGCUACGAUGCCAUAACCUACGACGCUCUGCUUCACGGGAUCAGGCAGCUCACCCUGAACAGCAGCUACGUGGAAAAGAUGGGCCAACUUAACGAGCGGCUGAUAAGCCGCGACUCCUCGCCAGCCGCCAAAGCAGUUCGAAAGAUUCAGCUCAUUUUGGACUCUGGGGGAGCUGAUUACCUUAAAUCCCAUGCCAAUACGUUGAAUUUUUGGAGAAUCGAAGGCAUUGAUGUUUUUCUAAUUAUUGCCCUCGGCUUCUGCGGCAUUUUGAUAGUGCCAUUUUUGGCCAUUUGUUGCAUUCUAAGGAAGUCCUACCACAGCCAAGCGGCGCAGAGUCAGCCGCCGUAUAGAACCAACCUUAAAGUGGUGGGUAGAGUUCAUAGCUAUGGGGAGCAAGGUAGCCGAAAGUCUUCAGCUUCAGCGGAGCCUCUCCGCAGAACCAGAUCGGCUCAGUCGCUAUCUAACAGGUCCAGCUCCUCAAGCAUGGGUUCCACCUCGCCCACAAGCUUAUCCACAGCGUCCACCACUCCACUGGAUCUGACACCACCGCCGCCAGUUCAUCUGCUUGGCCAGGUAUCGCCAUUGCAGCUGUACGUGAACCAGCAGCGGAUAUACUCAAGCGAAGGCAAAACAUCACCAGAGGAUAACCCAGAACGAAGGUUCUCCUAAUUGUAUAUCUCUCUAGGACGACUAUUUUUAAAUCGUAACAUAGGCGAUGAGAGUGUUCUUUUGAUUCUUUCUAAUACUUUACAAACUUUAUGACAAAAAGGCGAGAAUAAUGGAAUUUAUCAAUGGAAUACUUAAAUCCCCUUGAGUAUAUAGUAGCAUAUAUACCGCGUAUCUAGUUUUAAGAAUAAUUUGUUGUUGAUAAUUGUGUGAACAGACCUUUUUAGUUGUUUAGAUUAGAUUAGUUUAAGUUACAAAGUUUAUUAUAUGUAUAUAUAUUUUCUUUUGAUUGUUUUUUUGAAAGUUACUCUGCAAAUUGUGUUUAAAAUAUUUUUUUUGAAAGUAUAUUGGCAUGUUUUUUGAUAUUAUGGUCAGGGCCCGCGUCGCAAAUAUCCUUUUUUUUAAAUAUUUAAAUUCAAAGACUGAAACACCCAUAUAAAAGACAAACCCGUAUACCCGUUUAAAAGACAAAGUGAAACUUAAAACAAUAAACAAUAAUUGUGGUUCAACUGCAAAGGUUCAGCUAAAAAAGAAAUCAGGAUUUUAUAUCUAAAUGAUUUUUUUAAGUACUGAAAUUUUUUACUUUACGGGGCUUAAGCUGAGACAGGGUUAGUUUGUUUUUGGAUAAUUUAGGUUAAGAAUAUUUCAUAAAGUGCUGUAUGGAUUGUUAAAUAAAAAAUAAUUUAAUCAGAGGA
Molecule: messenger RNA, 2981 nt
Organism: Drosophila ananassae
Lineage: Eukaryota; Metazoa; Arthropoda; Insecta; Diptera; Drosophilidae
Gene: Ugt316A1
Product: UDP-glycosyltransferase UGT4
Exons: 4
Coding region: 376-2289 (637 amino acids)
Molecular function (GO): UDP-glycosyltransferase activity
Source: RefSeq, a predicted model, not a curated record